AUGGGUGGAUUUUGGCGUAGUAGUGUUGUUGGUUUUGUAGUGGUGGCUUUGAUUGUUCAAAGUGGAGUUUUUUGUGAUGAAAAUAAUAACAUUAAUAAUGAAAAGGGAGAUUUAAAAGACAAGAAGUUCUUAUUGCAUAGGCAUUUUCUAGGGAAGGGCCUUGGGUUAGGGUUUGGUGGUGGUAGUGGCUUUGGCGGCGGCGCCGGUGGUGGUUUGGGUGGUGGGGGUGGUCUUGGUGGUGGCGGCGGAUUGGGCGGUGGGAGUGGUCUAGGGGGAGGUUUUGGUCAUGGUAUAGGUCUUGGUGGUGGAAGUGGUGGUGGUUUAGGGGGUGGUGGCGGUCUUGGUGGCGGUGGUGGAUUAGGGGGUGGUAGUGGGCUUGGGGGUGGUGGUGGAUUAGGUGGCGGUAGUGGUCUUGGUGGCGGUGGUGGUUUAGGGGGUGGUAGUGGUCUUGGUGGCGGGGGUGGUUUAGGGGGUGGUAGUGGUCUCGGGGGUGGUGGUGGUUUAGGGGGUGGUAGUGGUCUUGGGGGUGGUGGUGGUUUAGGGGGUGGAGGUGGUCUUGGCGGAGGUGGUGGUUUAGGGGGCGGUGGAUGGGGGCAUGGUCUUGGCGGCGGAUAUGGAGGUGGCGCCGGUGGCGGAUAUGGUGGCGGAGGCCACUAA
Molecule: messenger RNA, 657 nt
Organism: Andrographis paniculata
Lineage: Eukaryota; Viridiplantae; Streptophyta; Magnoliopsida; Lamiales; Acanthaceae
Product: glycine-rich protein 23-like
Exons: 1
Coding region: 1-657 (218 amino acids)
Source: RefSeq, a predicted model, not a curated record